UCAAUUAAACUCGCCCGUCUUCAUCUGUUGACAUUGAAGCGAUUAGAGUGGGUCAAUCUACAAGUGAUUGAGGCUUAUGGUCAUUUCUUGAACGACAAAGCACUUGCCGGUGACAAGAACAGAGUUAUCUUUCCGUUCACUUUUGGUCAUCUUGCCUUACUUAAUCCUCAGACGAAUGUGCCCCCGUCCAAGGAGAGACUCGAUGGGGUCAUUAAACUGACCGAGCGG
Molecule: messenger RNA, 228 nt
Organism: Linum tenue
Lineage: Eukaryota; Viridiplantae; Streptophyta; Magnoliopsida; Malpighiales; Linaceae
Source: the annotation of a GenBank genome assembly